AUGAGCGACUCCGACUCCGACGAAGACGCGCGCCCCGCCGCGGAGCGCAUCGCCGAGCUCGCCGAGGCCUACGCCGCCGAGACGUCGGCCGGCGACGCGCUGCUCGCCAAGGCGGCGCCGAGCGCCUUCCGGCCCGUCGGCGACUUCUUCUUCGCCAUCAUCUCCUGCAAGCGGCCGGCGAACGUCGUCGCCAUGGAGUCGAAGCUCGCCGGCUGCGACGUCACCUGGAUCGUCGGCGACGGCGACAAGGAGGCCUACGAGGCCUCCGGCGCGGCCAAGGUCGUCGUCGGCGGCGGCCUCUGCGCGUCGCGCAACAAGGCCCUGGACCUCGCGAAAGCGGCAAACAAGGUCUGCGUCCAGAUCAGCGACGACAUCAAGUCGCUGUCCUUCGUCUCGUCCAAGCACGACACGGCCGCCUGGGUGAAGCCCUCGAGCAUCCAGGACGCCAACGGCCGCGCGAAGCAGGCCACCAUCGCCGUCGCGUCCCUCAAGGCCUGCGCGGCCUACAUCGACGCCCAGUCGUUAGCCACCAACUCCAAGCUCGGCGGCACCUACCCCUGCGGCAACCCGGGCCAGGCCUGCGGCGGCCCCGUCGUCGCCGCGUCCCACUUCGUCGUCGGCGACUUCGUCGUCGUGCAGCCGUCGUCGCAGCUCCGCUGGGACGAGGCCAUGACGCUCAAGGAGGACUACGACUUCACGUGCCAGCACAUCUACGAGUUCGGCCGCGUCGCGCGCUGCAACCGGCUCCUCAUCCUCGCGGAGCACUACGUGAACGCCGGCGGCGCCGUCGCGAUCCGCAACUCGAAGCGCGAGGCGCAGAACAUCAAGCACCUCCGCGCCAAGUGGCCCGGCGUCUUCCUCGUGUCGCCCCGCGGGCCUUCCGAGGUGCGCCUCAUCUGGGCGAAGCGCGACGUCACGAUCGGCGGCGACCGCAUCUACGAGCCGGACCCGCGGAACCCGGGCCGCGCGAUCUACGACCAGGAGGAGGCGCGGCGCGCGCGCGAGAAGCGCCUCGCCAAGGAGGCGGGCAAGCCCGUCCACGUCGACCCGGCGCCGGAGCGGGUCAAGGUGCCGCGGCCGCGGAAGCAGAAGGUCGCCGCCGAGACGCCCGCGCCGCGGCCGGGCAAGCGCGCGCGCAAGCAGACGAACCACUUCGCCUUCUCCGCCGGCAAGUCCCAGUCCUACAAGCCCGAGACCUACUGA
Aureococcus anophagefferens is the source of this 1203-nucleotide messenger RNA. RefSeq lists its product as hypothetical. The record is from RefSeq and is a predicted model, not a curated record. Lineage: Eukaryota; Pelagophyceae; Pelagomonadales; Pelagomonadaceae. The transcript has a single exon. The coding region runs from base 1 to 1203 and encodes 400 amino acids.